Molecule: messenger RNA, 1330 nt
Organism: Momordica charantia (bitter melon)
Lineage: Eukaryota; Viridiplantae; Streptophyta; Magnoliopsida; Cucurbitales; Cucurbitaceae
Product: RING-H2 finger protein ATL22
Molecular function (GO): polysaccharide binding
Source: RefSeq, a predicted model, not a curated record
CGAAACCAGAGACUCUCAAUUCUCAUGCUCUAUCAGCUCUCCGUGAUCUCUACGAUCGGAGCUCAAAAAUGGCUGCCUCCAAAUUCUGCCUCGCCGUCGUCUUCCUCUUAGCUUUCUUCUUCCCUAACGGGGCCGAAUCGCAGUUUCUCUGCAGAAGCACCUACUGCGGCGGAGGCAGCUCGCCGCCCGUUCGAUUCCCGUUCCGACUGAAGAAUUCGCAGGAUCCUCGAUGUGGUUACCAGCCGGAUUUCGACCUUUCCUGCAACAAUCGGAACAAGACGAUUCUAAAUCUUCCGAUCGCCGGAGACCUCGCGGUGGAGAGGAUCGAUUACAGACUUCAGACGUUGUGGAUCAACGAUCCGGAUCAAUGCUUUCCGAGACGACUCCUGGCGGAGUCUUUCAAUCUGCAGGACUCGCCGUUUAUGUCCUUCUACAGAUCCGAAAACUUCACCGUCCUCAAUUGCUCCUAUGACGUCGAAACGCUGCCGUUCGAUCGCGUCCGGAAGAUCAAAUGUAUGAGCGGCGAAAACUACUCUGUAAUCACCGUGCCGGACAGAGACUACGCGAUGGUUUCCGCUUUCCUGCCGGCGCCGUGUAACGUGAUUGCGGCGAAGAAGCUUCCGUCGUCAGGGAUGGCGAUUGAAGAAGGAAUGGUGCUGAAGUGGAGUGAGCCGGACUGCGGAAACUGUGAGUCGCGCGGCGGAGAUUGCGGAUUCAGAAGCAAUUCGAGUGCAGAAAUCGAGUGUUUCAAUCUUCCGAAGAGCGGGAUUUCGAGGGGUGCCAAGUACGGGUUAAUCAUUGGCGUGGGGAUCCCAAGCCUCCUUUUAUUAAUUGGGCUGGGCUGUUGCAUAUGCGGGAAAUUCAAGGUCUUCACUCGGUCCAAUCAGCGAAUGAUAAACCUCUCCUACUCAAUGGGCCACGAGCCAACUUCCGUCGUAGCAGGCCUUGAUGGGCCGACCAUCGAAUCGUUCCCCAAGACGCAGUUGGGUGAGAGCCGACGGCUGCCGAAGCCCAAUGACAACACGUGCGCCAUAUGCUUGUCAGAGUAUCAGUCGAAGGAAACCAUCCGGACCAUACCGGAUUGCGACCACUAUUUCCAUGCCAACUGUGUGGAUGAGUGGCUUAAAUUACAUGCCACAUGUCCGGUGUGCCGAAACUCGCCAGACGAAUCCCCCGCUGCCACCACACCUUCUUCUUCAUCUGUCUCGAGGUCAUCACCGUCGGUGACUUCAUUGUCUCUCCAUGACUCCGGAAGGUUUUAAGUAUGACUCUCACAUUUGUAUAUAUCGAAUGAUUUGUAAUGCUUUAAAUCUUAGCAUAACUUUGAGAA